GAGACUGUGGAGGGAAGUGUGCAGGGCAGAGGCGUCCUCCGGGGUCCAGGAAUCCAGAGGCUGCGCCUGGGACUGCGUCUGGGAAGGGUUCCGGGCACUUUCAGCCCUUCUCUUCCUCUGAGGCUCAAGCCAGAAGCUCGGGCUGCUUGCUGAGUUGUGACACAGCCACGGAGCUGGUCCCCGAGGGAUCCCCUGCCCGUCUCCUCUCCGCUCCCCAGCAUGGAGGAAGGUGGCGAUUUUGACAACUACUACGGGGCAGAAAACCAGUCUGAGUGUGAGUACACAGACUGGAAGUCCUCGGGGGCCCUCAUCCCUGCCAUCUACAUGCUGGUCUUCCUCCUGGGCACCACGGGCAAUGGCCUGGUGCUCUGGACCGUGUUUCGGACCAGCCGGGAGAAGAGGCGCUCUGCCGACAUCUUCAUCGCCAGCCUGGCGGUGGCCGACCUCACCUUCGUGGUGACCCUGCCGCUCUGGGCCACCUACACGUACCGGGACUACGACUGGCCCUUCGGAGCCUUCUCCUGCAAGCUCAGUAGCUACCUCAUCUUCGUCAACAUGUACGCCAGCGUCUUCUGCCUCACCGGCCUCAGCUUCGACCGCUACCUGGCCAUCGUGAGACCGGUGGCCAACGCUCGGCUGAGGCUGCGCGUCAGCGGGGCUGUGGCCACGGCGGUGCUGUGGGUGCUGGCCGCCCUCCUGGCCAUGCCUGUCAUGGUGUUCCGUUCCACUGGGGAUCUGGAGAACAACACCAAGGUACAGUGCUACAUGGACUACUCCAUGGUGGCCACCUCGAGCUCGGAGUGGGCCUGGGAGGUGGGCCUGGGGGUCUCGUCCACGGCCGUGGGCUUCGUGGUGCCCUUCACCAUCAUGCUGACCUGCUACUUCUUCAUUGCACAAACCAUCGCCGGGCACUUCCGCAAGGAGCGCAUCGAGGGCCUGCGGAAGCGGCGCCGGCUGCUCAGCAUCAUCGUGGUGCUGGUGGUGACCUUUGCGCUGUGCUGGAUGCCUUACCACCUGGUCAAGACGCUCUACAUGCUGGGCAGCCUGCUGCACUGGCCCUGCGACUUCGACCUCUUCCUCAUGAAUGUCUUCCCCUACUGCACCUGCAUCAGCUACGUCAACAGCUGCCUCAACCCCUUCCUCUACGCCUUCUUCGAUCCCCGCUUCCGCCAGGCCUGCACCUCCAUGCUCUGCUGGGGCCACAGCAGGUGCGGGGGCACGUCCCACAGCAGCAGCGGGGAGAAGUCGGCCAGCUACUCUUCCGGGCACAGCCAGGGGCCUGGGCCCAACAUGGGCAAGGGCGGAGAGCAGACGCAGGAGAAAUCCAUCCCCUACAGCCAAGAGACCCUUGUGGUUGACUAGAGCUGGGAGCAGAGAGAAGCCUGGUGCCCUCGGCCUGCCCCGGCCUUUGCCCUUGCUCUCUGAGAAUCAGGCAGCGUGCUGCGCCUUGUGUGCUGCCCAUCACUCUUUCCCCUGCUCCCUGCUUCCUGUCUCGGUUUGGCCCUCCUCUGGCUCCUGUAUGCUCUCUCAGAGGUCUGGGGUGUAGUAGGAGGGGCUGAGGCCUGCAGGCCCUUGCUCCCUCAUUCAGUGUUCGAGAGGCUGACCUUGGACAAGUCUCGUUCGGAACCUCAGAUUCUCCGCUGGUAUAAAAUGAGGGGAAGUCGUAUUGACCCUGAAAUGCUGACGUGUGAGUCAUGGCUCUGUAAAAACUUGUUUCCUGCCCUCCACCUCCUUUUCUUAGAUCUCCAGCCCGCUUUGCUCUCUCCUUUCCGUUUGAUUUUUCUUUUCUCUCUGAAAUUUUUACACCCAAUCCUUUCUUUCUGGGCUCUCGUCCCUUCUCCCCCCAGUUCGUUUCCUCCUCUCAGCCCCUCAUCCCUCUCCCAUUUACUUCUCUAUGCUGAAAAGGCUCCUUAGAGUUAAGAAUCCUGAAACUUCCAAAGACAGACCUUGUCCAGGCUGUUUGUCCUGUUUUCUGAGAGCAGGUUAGGAAAGGAGCCGGGGCAGGAGUGAGUUGUGUAUCAGCAAAGACUUAACUGCUCCAGUCUCUGGAGCCAGGGGCUCCAGAACUUGCUCCAAAACUGGGAUCAGUUCACCGUGGGCUCACGCACUGAGCCAGAGUGAUUCCCAAAGAAUGUUCCCGAAGUGAGUCCUGCAGCCUCCUGGGGAGGCCAGCUCUGGCACUUCCUCAGGCCCUCUUCUUGCCUGUUUUCUGUAGGAAUUGGAAGGCAGUGGGCUGAGGAAGCUACAAACUCCUUGAUUUGAAUGGGGAGUUGGGAAGGGACACUAGAGAAAGAGAGGGUGGAGAGGUGUGAGAACCUACUGUGUGUGCUGCCUGGUUCCCUCCUCAAAUCCUCAUCCCUCCAGCCUCUCCGACAAUGGUGGGCUGCCCCCACCCCACCCCCAUCUCAUCUGUUGGAUGUUUAUCUUGGGCACUAGUGAUACUUGGUGCCAAGUGUCACUUUGGAUGGGUGGGGUGCUUGCUUUGUGUCUCUGUGAAUAUAUAUCUGUAUACAGAUGAGCGGAACAUGGAGAAUGAAUGAACUUGGACAUUUCUCCCUGCCACCCCUCACUCUGCACCGCAUCUCUGUCUUCACACAACGCCAUUAAGAGCAGAAGGGACAUACUGGGGCAACAUAAGUAUAAGAACAAGUCCACUCCCCACUGGACUUGGGGGGCUCUGACGGCUGGUCCGUGCUUCAAGGGAGAAGUCCAUAUGUGUGCCAGGCUCCCCAUAAGGAGCUGUCUGGGGACACCCAAGGCUUGGGGAUCCUACUGUGCUGGAUGCCUGUUCCUUCUCUAGUUCUCUGCUAUGAAAUAAUAAGCAUUCCCAUCUCUACUCUCACCUUUCCCAGGGUCAGGGGUCAUCUUGCUAAGAAACCAUUGCUUGUGAUGGGUGAAGGGCAAGGGGAGUGGGCUUUUUUUUCUCCCUGUGCUAUCAGAAUUGGACCUCCUGGCUCCUCCUGCUGGGUUGGGGGGCUGGGAACAGCGCCUGGAGCAGCUGUGGUGGGGGAGGGGACUGACAGUGUGAUGUCUACACUACCUUAGAGGCCUCGAGGACAAAUGAAUAGUGGGGCCUUGAUGAGCCCGUGGAAAGGGGUGUUUAUUCCGGGUUUUGUUCUUGGAGAACGGUGGAGAUGAAGGACAAGACAUGUGCGGCGGCGACAGGAAGAGCUCUGCUCGAUGGAAAUGGACAUCUUGACCAUCACUGGCGUGGAGCCAGCUCUGGGAGCAGGGGGAGGAGGAGGAGGAGGGCGUCUCCUCCCAGCUUGCUCUCCCUGUCUAGGCCAGAAUCUUUCACAGUCACGUUCUCUGCCCAGGGCUGUCCUGUAAGUGUGCAGCAAAGGUUGGAGAAGGCUUCUUGAAGGCACCUGCUGGGUGGCCCGCAGAGACUCCCAGCCGGAACCAAGUCACUUGCUGUCUGGGACAGAAGGCAGAGGAGGCUGCCUCGUGGCCCACUUGUCCUUUCUUGAGAAUGUGCUAUUCACUGAUCCUGUUAGUCACUGUGGUUCAUCAAAUA
Lepus europaeus (European hare) is the source of this 3517-nucleotide messenger RNA. It is a transcript of the gene APLNR, whose product is annotated as apelin receptor. The transcript has a single exon. Lineage: Eukaryota; Metazoa; Chordata; Mammalia; Lagomorpha; Leporidae. Gene Ontology annotation, biological process: G protein-coupled receptor signaling pathway; immune response. The coding region runs from base 220 to 1362 and encodes 380 amino acids. The record is from RefSeq and is a predicted model, not a curated record. Gene Ontology annotation, cellular component: membrane. Gene Ontology annotation, molecular function: G protein-coupled receptor activity.